UUGAAUUCUGGUAUGGUUUCAGGCGUAUGUAUUGGCUUUACCACAGAGGGAAGUAGAGGGCCAUGUUCACAGCACUAUGGUGUAUGCCUAUGUGCUUCUACUACUGAUGGGUUUUAGCAUGGCCGUCUUAAUUUGUGCAUUUGUGUACUUCAUUGUUGGAGCGGCCCAAAACGAGAUACGCUUGCGCGUUAGACUCAUAAAACAAAUGGAAGCGACUCAACAGGCUGAGAAGAAGAGUUUGAACAAGAGCCUCGCCUUCGCAACUGCAAGCCACGAUAUCCGUGCUUUGCUUGCAGGGAUCACUGGUUUGGUAGAGAUGUGUCACGAUGAAGUCCCUCCCGGAUCAGAGUUGGACACAAACUUGACGCAAGUAGGGAGUUGUACAAAAGAUCUUCUGGGUAUUUUGAAUUCUAUUAUGGAUGCAAGUAAAAUUGAAGCUGGCAAAAUGCAGCUUGAGGAAGAGGAGUUUGAUUUGGCUCAACUGCUAGAAGAUGUAGUUGAUCUGUACCAUCCUGUUGGGAUGAAAAAGGGGGUAGAUGUGGUGUUGGAUCCUUGUGAUGGUUCUGUCUCGAAAAAGGUCAAAGGUGAUCGGACUAAACUUAAACAAAUAUUGUCCAACUUACUAAGCAAUGCGGUCAAAUUUACUUCUGAGGGACAUGUAGCUGUUCGAGCUUGGGCUAGGACGCCAAGCCCGAGCAAUACAAUAUUCUCUUCCAGCCCCAACAGCUCUUUGCAUUGCAUUUCAUGCUUAUUUCCCAAGAAUGAUGAUGCAUACAGUGGCUUCGAAUCUAUGAAGAGCAUCCAUGAAAAUUUGAACUGCGUGGAAGUUGUUUUCGAGGUGGAUGAUACAGGACUAGGAAUUCCGAAAGAGAAGCAAAAUGCUGUGUUUGAAAACUAUGUUCAGGUCAGAAAGACUGCUCCUUCCCAAGAAGGCACUGGCCUAGGCCUUGGUAUUGUUCAAUCUCUGGUACGUCUAAUGGGUGGCGAAAUAGGAAUUGUGGACAAGGAAAUUGGUGAAAAGGGGACCUGCUUCAGGUUUAACAUCUUCCUCACUACAUGUGAGACUGAACCAAGUGGUGAUGCAAGAGAAGAAGAUAUCGAGUCAAAUUAUGGUUCUGUAUCUGGUGAUUUGAUCCAACAACAUUCAGGGCCCAGCACAUGCACCUGCACCCCUAAGAGGGAGGAAUCUCGUGUUGUACUCUUUAUUCAAAGCGAAAUUCGACAGAGAAUUUCACAGAAAUUCAUGGAGAGGCUAGGAAUAAAAGUGUCGACUGUGAAAGAAUGGGAGCAACUUCCUCGGACCCUAAAGAAUAUCAAACAGAAGUUGAAUAAUUUCUACCAUAGCGCUUCAAGUAGAUCUGAAACAAGUUCGAGGAGUGAUCGAGUCUUUAGCCCCAGCACGAGAGCAAAGGGCAUCCCGUUGAGUACUUUUGAUGGGACGGAUCCAAUACCAACUCCUUACAGGAGGACUAAUCUGAAAGGUGUCCCAAAUUUCAUAUUAAUUGUAAUUGAUAUCAAUGCAGGUCCCUUUCGAGAACUAAGUAAGGCUGUGGCUGAGUUUAGAAGAGACCUUCACAAUACUUGUUGCAGGAUUGUUUGGAUAGAUAAACCAGGCGCUCACAAUGUCCACUCAAAAGGCCUGUACGAGGACAAGCUCCCCCCUACUGAUAUGGUCAUAUCCAAGCCCCUUCACGGCUCUUGCCUAUACCAGUUGAUCGGAAUGCUGCCCGAGUUUGGAGGUGCAUUACCUGAUAUUUCAUCUGGAAAAAGGAGACAAAGUACAUAUCAGCUUGAAAACAUGUCUUCAAAAUCAUACCAUUCAACGAGCCAGGCGCAUUGGGGGACAAAGUCAAGGAAUAGUAUUGCUGCCCAAUUUCAUAUCCAACAGGGAGAGACACAAGAACAUGGCAGCCCAAGCAGGGAGAAACCCGCAAGCUGGAAGGAGGCUUUGGUUUCUUACCCCAACCUCGGGGUACAAGCGGGAAGAAUACAAGAACAUGGUAGCACGAGCAGUGAGAACCUCUUGAAUGGGAUGAGAUUCUUGGUUGCAGAGGAUGAUGGAGUGACAAGGAAGGUGACCAAGUAUAGAGUUUCCCUGCUUGGUGCUCACGUGGAUUUAUGUGAGAAUGGCAAAGAAGCUAUAGAAUUAGUCUGCAAAGGUUUACGUGGUCACAGGAAAGACGGAGCUACUACAGCCUCUCUUCCUUAUGACUGUAUUUUGAUGGACUGCGAGAUGCCUGUGGUGGAUGGUUUCGAAGCCACAAGAAGGAUACGGGAGGAAGAGAAGUACUACGGCGUCCAUAUACCGAUCAUAGCAUUAACUGCACAUACAACACUUGAAGUUGAGGAAACAAAGAGGAUAAGGCAGGCUGGGAUGGAUUUUCAAUUGGCUAAGCCACUGGACCAGGGUCAGCUUAUGGAAGCUAUCGUAUACAUCAAUAAUAGCAAAUUAGCAAUCAACUAACAUACAUUGAUACUUGAUAGUGUUUCUCUCUCGUGUUCCCCCGUACUUACCUUGCGCACUUCCUUAUGUGCAUUAGAUGCACUUUAUUUUGUAACUAUAUUUGGAUACCAUUUGAUAAUUUGAACA
Diospyros lotus (date-plum) is the source of this 2590-nucleotide messenger RNA. RefSeq names its product histidine kinase CKI1-like. NCBI's taxonomy places the organism in Eukaryota, Viridiplantae, Streptophyta, Magnoliopsida, Ericales, Ebenaceae. The transcript is spliced from 4 exons. Gene Ontology annotation, cellular component: nucleus. The record is from RefSeq and is a predicted model, not a curated record. The coding region runs from base 77 to 2464 and encodes 795 amino acids. Gene Ontology annotation, molecular function: phosphorelay sensor kinase activity. Gene Ontology annotation, biological process: phosphorelay signal transduction system; phosphorylation.